Messenger RNA from Cyprinus carpio (common carp), 1178 nucleotides. RefSeq names its product N-acetylneuraminate lyase. The transcript has 11 exons. Lineage: Eukaryota; Metazoa; Chordata; Actinopteri; Cypriniformes; Cyprinidae. Gene Ontology annotation, molecular function: N-acetylneuraminate lyase activity; 4-hydroxy-tetrahydrodipicolinate synthase activity. Bases 133 to 978 code for a protein of 281 amino acids. Gene Ontology annotation, biological process: N-acetylneuraminate catabolic process. The record is from RefSeq and is a predicted model, not a curated record.
CUUCCUGUUAAGCACGCAUCACAUGAUUGUCUUCUGCAGUGACGUCAUUCACACACUCGCACGGAACAAAAGGCAGACAGUCAGGUGACUGUCAAGAGAACACAGCCCGAGCUCUUUAAACGCUUUUAGCGAAUGAGAGAGAAGAUGUCUAGAAGCGUAAAAAAGCUCACUGGGCUCGUGGCAGCUACAUUCACACCACUCACUGCAGAAGGGGAGAUCAAUCUCUCUGUAAUUGGACCAUACAUUGAUUACUUAAUAGAGAAGCAGAAUGUCAAGAGUGUGUUUAUUAACGGCACAACAGGUGAGGGCUUUUCUCUAACUGUGGACGAAAGGAAGCAGCUUGCUGCAGCUUGGUGCCAACAUGGAAAGGCCAAGCUUGAGCAAGUGAUUGUUCAUGUUGGCUGCAUGAGUAUAAAAGACUCUCAAGAACUGGCUCGGCAUGCCGCCAGUAUAGGUGCUGAUGGCAUAGCAGUAAUCUCUCCUUCCUAUUUCAAACCCAUUAAUGCAGAUGCAUUGAGGUUGUACCUAAAAGAAGUGAGCACCUAUGCUCCAGAUCUUCCGAUGUAUUAUUAUCAUAUUCCAGGCAUGACUGGUGUUGCAUUGGAUGCAGCUGAUGUGCUAAAUGGGAUAGAGCGGAUGAUCCCCUCAUUUCAGGGAGUGAAAUACACUGGGACUGACUUGAGGGAUCUCGGGCAGUGUGUCUGUUACAGUCAGUCCCAUAACUGGUCUGUCAUGUUUGGAAUAGAUGAGCAACUCUUGGGAGCUUUGGUACUAGGUGUUCAUGGAGCAGUAGGGAGCACAUAUAACUACCUCGGAUGCAGAGUGAACCAGAUGCUUGCUGCUUUUGAUAAUGGCAACCACAUGCAGACCAGAGCACUGCAGUUUGAAUUUAUGGAGGUUAUCACAUUUGCUAAGAACCUUGGUGAGUUGAUUGUUUUCCACAUACAUUACCUUUCAAAUGUUUGGAUUUCUUUUUGAAAGAAGUCUCUUAUGCUUACCAAGGCUACAUGUAUUUGAUUAAAAUACAGUAAAAACAGGAAUACUGUGAAAUUUUAUUACAAUUUAAAAAUAAUUGUUCUGUAUUUUUAUAUAUUUCUAAAUGUAUUUCAUUUCUGUGAUGGUAAAGCUGAAUUUUCAGCAGCAAUUACUCCAGUCUUCCAUGUCACAUGAUCCUUCAG